Molecule: messenger RNA, 5733 nt
Organism: Ictalurus punctatus (channel catfish)
Lineage: Eukaryota; Metazoa; Chordata; Actinopteri; Siluriformes; Ictaluridae
Gene: pkn1a
Product: protein kinase N1a
Exons: 22
Coding region: 887-3688 (933 amino acids)
Biological process (GO): signal transduction; protein phosphorylation
Molecular function (GO): ATP binding; protein serine/threonine kinase activity; small GTPase binding
Source: RefSeq, a predicted model, not a curated record
GUGGUCACGUGAUCACGCGGGGAUACGGUGGAUCCUCCCGCUCGGACCAUCAUCAUCACCAUCAUCAUCAUCAUCACAGACCCGAGGCUGUAACAAGGACGAGCUUUUUCCACUGCCAGAAAGACAAGUCUGAUAAAAAAAAAAAUCCGCUCAGCAUUAUUCCACGCAUGUCGUGUGUUUUGUCUGUCGUGCGCGUGAGCUCAGCUCUGGGUCACGGCGCGUGUCGAGUGGACGGAUUUCCGCUCUGGGACGAGGAACAAACAAAUGACCGAUUCGGUGAGAUGUGUGUUGAAUGUUAAGAGCGACGCGAGGGUUAAACUCUCCUCCCUGUAGCUGUGUGUAAGCAGUAAGACUCACACAAUCGUUCGUUUAACGUUUUUCUCUCACGAACCUUUUCGUCGUUGUUUUUGUGCAUGUCGUUAUGGGAAUGUGUGUUCGGUGUCUCCGAGCCGCCUGUGGCUGAAACCAUGCUCGCCUUUGGACAGCCAUGAGAUCAUUUUUGAACUAUUUUUUUUUCCUCCAGGUUUUAAGUCGUACCCAUGGCCGUGUCGUGACUUUCUUCAAUAACGACUCUUCCUUUCUUUCUUUCUUUCCUCUAAGACAUUUCGGAUGAACCGCUCAUGAGACGGACCCAUGGACACCAGUGACGCGUUCACGUUAACGCUGCUCUAAACCUGUCCUGAUAUGUUCAUCUGAAUGGUUUUUUUUUUUUAUUGGAUUGUGACGUUACAUUAAUACACAAAAGGACAUCCAGGACAUCUUUGUUAGUCAUCAGUAAAUAUCUGGGAGGAGGGGAACAAAAACAAACUAACUGUUGCUGCCUGACAAGCCGGUGGGAUUCAGAGUGCUUUCAUUCUCAUUAACGCUGUUGUUCAACCAACACAAAAUGGCCAAUGACACAAUUCAAAGUGAUCCGGGUGGGUUGUCCGUGCUGGAACAGCUGGGUCUGGACCACGGCUCGGACUUUUCCGAUUCAAGCGUGCAGCAGCGGCUGGACGAGGAACGCGAGAAGAUCCGCCGGGAGAUCCGCAAGGAGCUGAAGAUCAAGGAAGGAGCAGAGAACCUGCGACGUGCAACCACUGAUAAACGCAAUGCCCAGCAGGUGGACAACCAGCUGCGCUCCUCCAACCGGCGUCUCCAGUCGCUCCAUGCACAGCUCCAGGAGCUUGACGCCCAUAUUGUUGUCAAGGGAACGGAUGAGGCUCGUGAUGAUGUGCCUCGUUCUCCUGGCACAGAGAGCCGGGCAUCGGCCCAUCAGGAGCGCGUUGCCGCGCUGGAGAGGCAGCUCAACAUAGAGCUCAAAGUCAAGCAGGGCGCUGAGAAUAUGAUCCCUAUCUACGCCAACAGCACUACCAAGGAUAAGAAGAUGUUGCAGACCGCCCAGCAGAUGCUCCAGGACAGCAAAACCAAGAUCGACAUCAUUCGCAUGCAGAUCCGCAAAGCAGUGCAGGCCUAUGAACACACUGAGGACAUACAAGGAAAGCCCGACCCGUGUGGGAUAGAGCUGAGGAUCGAGGAACUGAGGCACCACUACCGGGUGGAGCAUGCUGUUGCAGAGGGAGCCAAAAACGUUCUGAGACUGUUGGGAGCCAGCAAAGUGCAUGACAAAAAAGCCAUGUGCGAGGCUCAGUGUCGUCUGAGCGAGUCCUCUCAGAGGCUGGAUCUGCUGAAGCUCUCUUUAGACCAGCGGCUGGCUGAUCUGCCUGAGGAUCAUCCCAAAGCCUGUCUGAUCAAAGAGGAGCUCGUCCUGGCCUCCUCACCCACUUUCAGCUCACGUCACGGCACCCCCUACCUACACAACCAGUACAGCACACUGUCCAAACCCUCUCCUCUCACCGGCAUGCUGCAGGUGAAGUUACUAGGCUGUGAGGGCUUGUUGGAGGUGGUUCCGGGUCGUAGCCGUGGCAGCCCGGUGGUGUUGCCGUGCUACAGUCCCGGCGAGGCUCGCUCCUUCAUGCGCAGUGGGAAAGGCCUUUACAGCCGAAGUGGCAGCGUCAGCGGCAAGAGUGCACCGAAAACAGAUGAGCUCUCCUCGGAGGUGAGUGCUGUGCUGAAGCUGGAUAACACCGUGGUGGGUCAGACAGCAUGGAAGACAGUCGGAGAACAUACCUGGGACCAAACGUUCACUAUAGAGCUUGAAAGGUCUAGAGAAAUGGAGAUAGCUGUGUAUUGGAAAGACUAUCGCUCUCUGUGUGCGCUGAAAUUCCUGAAGCUGGAGGACUUCCUGGAUAACCAGAAACACACAGUUAAGCUAGAGCUGGAACCACAGGGCCUGCUGCUGGCUGAGGUGACGUUCUUUAACCCGGUCAUCGAAAGGGUUCCACGCCUUAAGAGACAGAAGAAAGUAUUCUCUAAACAGCAGGGUAAAGCUUUCCUGCGUGCUCGCCAGAUGAACGUGGAUAUCGGCACGUGGGUGCGGCUGUUGAGGAACGCCAUUCCGACCGUUAACAACACGGGAACAUACAGUCCCAAUGCAGCUCACACAAUACAGUCUGGGGAGAUCUCUGUGGAGAAACUGAGCCUGGACUCGGAUUCCCCCAUGAAAGUGGAACUCAGGAGAGACGUGACAGAUGGACAGACACCGGAGAGACCAAAUGUCAUUGAGCCGUGCUCUCCUCUGGACUCUUCCACACCUCAAAGACCCAACAGAACACACUCGCUCAGCGGUAAACAGAAGAAAACUCCAUUGAGGCUUCAAGAUUUCAGGUUGAUCGCCGUGCUGGGCAGAGGUCAUUUUGGCAAGGUAUUGCUGGCGGAGUAUAAGAAAUCAGGCUCGAUGUAUGCUAUCAAAGCACUGAAGAAAGGAGACAUUGUGGCCAGAGAUGAAGUGGAGAGCCUGAUGUGUGAGAAGCGGAUCUUUGAGAUAGUGAACAGCUCUCAGCACCCAUUCCUGGUGAACCUGUUCGCUUGCUUCCAGACACCGGAGCAUGUGUGUUUCGUCAUGGAGUACACAGCGGGCGGAGAUCUCAUGAUGCACAUCCACGCCGAUGUAUUCGCCGAGCCACGGGCUGUGUUCUAUGCUGCCUGUGUGGUUCUCGGCCUUCAGUUUUUACACGACAACAAGAUCGUAUAUCGGGACCUAAAAUUGGACAAUCUGCUGCUUGACACAGACGGAUAUGUGAAAAUAGCUGAUUUCGGACUGUGUAAAGAAGGUAUGGGCUUUGGGGACAGGACGAGUACCUUCUGUGGCACUCCAGAGUUUCUGGCUCCGGAGGUUCUGACAGACACGUCCUACACACGGGCGGUGGACUGGUGGGGACUCGGAGUCCUGAUCUACGAGAUGCUUGUUGGAGAGUCUCCGUUUCCAGGAGAUGACGAGGAGGAGGUGUUUGACAGCAUAGUGAACGAUGAAGUCCGUUACCCACGAUUCCUGUCGUCAGAAGCGAUCGGCAUUAUGAGGAGGCUGUUGAGGAGGAACCCGGAGAGGAGGCUGGGUUCUGGAGAGAAGGAUGCUGAAGAAGUUAAGAAGCAGCCUUUCUUCAGGAAUAUGGACUGGGAGGCUCUCCUCCUGCGUAAACUUCCCCCUCCGUUCGUUCCCACUAUUGGAGACAGCGAGGACGUGAGUAACUUUGAUGAAGAAUUCACAACGGAGGCACCCACUCUCACGCCGCCGCGAGAACCCCGUGUGCUCUCACGCAAGGACCAGGACAGCUUCCGUGACUUUGACUACGUCUCUGACCUCUGCUGAGCUCCCGUCAAGGUCACAAAGGGGUCAGAGUUCCUAGACCUUUUACAGUCUUCUAGGAUUGUUUAUUUCGCCCCACUGUGAUAUUACAAAGAAAGACGAUCAUAACCACUACACUGUGACUCGGCAAAGUUGAAGGGCUGUUGUUUAGGAUGGCUCGUGUGUUGAAGAGAAUGUGUGGAGUUUUUACACUGUGAUGGAGGAUGAAAGUGGCAAAAGACAAGAAAUAUGAUAGAAACGUCGACUCUUUCUUCAGACGCUUUUAUCCAGAGCGGCCUACGAGUGAGCCAGAAUCCAGUCCAAGUACACGGCUAAGCAAGGUUAAGGGACACAACAGUGACUGGGAUUUCAACUCACAACUUUCCAGCCACAAGUACAGGGUCCUAACCACGGAGCUACCACUGCCCAUGUGAAACAACUUAAAAUGUAGUCUUUAUUGUCUCUUUAUCUCUGACUUUCACCUCACAGCCAUUCAGUAACUGAAGAUCCUCUUCCUUUCUUACCUGUUAAGGUGUUUGGACCCACUGAAAUUCUUUUACAUUCUCAAAUACCACGGGGAUGCCUUAACUUUAUACGCUGUCCCUUUAGAAUCUUCUAGUCUGUCUUGUAAGCAUGUUAGUUGAAAGAAAGAUCUCGUCAAUGGAUGGAGUGAUAUAAUGCAAGUAUCGUGACCUUCACUUGAUAUAAAAUGAUGCUAUAUAUACGACAUCGCGAAAGCUAAAAUGAGCAUAAAACGUAAAGCACCUAAAGUCAUAGUGUGAAUUUACAGAAUUGGAAUAUGUGUCAAAUACUCCCGAUAUAAAUCACACUUUAUAUUAUACUGCAGUUAUAACACCCUGCACAUGGCAUUAUACUGACCAAACUUUUUAAAUAAUAUCUGUAAAAAAAAAAAAGAUAGGUUUGAGACCAAAAUGAGUUUAAAUUAACAGCAAAAUCUGAUCCUGUGCUAAAUGUAACUCAGAAACUUCAAAGCCAGUUUAAAACCGGGGCUCAUUAAACAUCUCAGAAUAGAUUAUGCUUUAGCUAGGAGUGUACACCUCAGGCUUUCACAUAAUAUGAUAAGACUCUGAAAUCUUGAGGAAACGAUACAACAUUUGACGAUACUCCAGAACCUGCUACGAUGAGCGACUCUGCGAUUUAGUAGCCUCCUAGUGAUAUGUCACCAACUUUGUUUAGAAUCCGGUGUAUCCCUACCAUUCAUUUGCAAAUGAUGAUGAGAGGACUGUUUUAAGUAUCAGAGUUCCGGGCAAAUCAACUUGCUAAACCUAUUUACACACCAGUCCUCUGUUUUUUUAUUUAUAAUCAAUUGAAAUUCAUAAUUAUUAAUUUGUUGUAGUAACCCCAAAUCAUUUCAGUAGUUUUUAAAUGGAUGCAUUGAUCCAAAAUCGUCCAGUCGUUAUACCGCUAUCUUCAGCACAUACAAACGUACUUUUAACUACGAACAGUUUGGGAUUUAAAAAGCAAAGAUAGACCGAUACCUCUAAAAUUAUUGCGAUGAAGGAAUGAACAGGUUCGGAUCCAAAAUUGCUGUGAGUUCUUGGUUUUGCUUUAUUAUUUUUUUUCUUUUAAUGAAGGAUGGGUUUUUAGUUUUUGUGGGGUUUUUUCUUCUUCUUCUUUGUUUUAGGUGGGAAUAUGUAGCAAAUUCUUUUUAAAAAUCCCGAUCCUGUAUUGUUAAAUUCAACCGCAUUUUAUAUUUCCCCUCCUUGAAAUCACUGGCUUGUGUAAUGUAAAGGUUUUUAUGUGCAAAAUGGAGUUACUUUUGCAUAGCACACAGAUACGAAUACACUGUGACAAACUUGUAGCACAACUUCUUCGUAGACCUUUUAUCUGCAGACGUCAUUAAUGUCUGUGCAUCGACCAUCACAACAUCGGGACAGUAAAUCGAACUACACUCUGCUUCUGUUUCCAGUGAUCCGGAGGUCAGUAUGAAUCCUGUCAUUCCAGUGUACACUUAUUACACAACGUUUGAGAUGAGCUCUAUUUAUAAAGAUGUGUUGUACAUAACCGUUGUGUUUGUCUUUAUAAAUAAAUAAAUUGAUCAGCAAUGA